Cariama cristata (Red-legged seriema) is the source of this 456-nucleotide messenger RNA. RefSeq names its product popeye domain-containing protein 2-like. The annotation marks the transcript as partial. Gene Ontology annotation, molecular function: cAMP binding. The transcript is spliced from 3 exons. Gene Ontology annotation, cellular component: sarcolemma. NCBI's taxonomy places the organism in Eukaryota, Metazoa, Chordata, Aves, Cariamiformes, Cariamidae. The record is from RefSeq and is a predicted model, not a curated record.
GUCACACUGACAGCUGAGACCGACUGCAGCUUCGUCACCUGGCCAAGGAAGAAGCUGUAUCUCCUCCUGAGGAAGGACCGCUAUGUUGCCCGGCUCUUCUCCUCCCACCUGGGCUACGACAUCUCGGAGAAGCUGUACUCCCUCAACGAGAAGCUCUUCGCCAAGUUUGGCCUUCGCUUCGACAUCCGCUUGCCCAGCCUCUACCACGUCCUCGGGCCAACCUCCUCCGAGGGGGAGCCGGAGGACUGCGAGGAGCCACUGCCUGCCUCUGGCCCGGCUGGGGGUGAGCCCCCUCCGCAGCCACCACCACCACCACCGCCGCCGCUGCCGGCACCGCGUCCCCGGGCAUCCCGACCUGACAGUGACCUGCUGGCAGCUUCCAACCUGGGUAAUCACCUUCCAGCUCCCUGCAAAGGACAAGCCCCUCUGGCUCCCACUCAGACCCCCGAACUCUAG